Molecule: messenger RNA, 848 nt
Organism: Lonchura striata (white-rumped munia)
Lineage: Eukaryota; Metazoa; Chordata; Aves; Passeriformes; Estrildidae
Gene: YAF2
Product: YY1 associated factor 2
Biological process (GO): positive regulation of DNA-templated transcription
Cellular component (GO): nucleus
Molecular function (GO): DNA binding; transcription coregulator activity
Source: RefSeq, a predicted model, not a curated record
CGGGACACGUGAGCGGGGAGGCGGCGGCGGCAGCGGGAGUUUCCCCGACAGCUGGGGCUUGCGGCGGCGGCUCCUCCUCCCCGGGUCCCCGCGAGAGCCCGGAGACCCCCCGCGCUCCUCCUUAUUGACAAACGCACAAAGGGCCGCGCCGGGGCCGGGCCGGGACGCGUCUGGAGCCGGCAUGGGGGACAAGAAGAGCCCGACCAGGCCGAAGCGGCAGCCGAAACCCUCCUCGGACGAGGGGUACUGGGACUGCAGCGUCUGCACCUUCCGCAACAGCGCCGAGGCCUUCAAGUGCUUGAUGUGCGACGUGAGGAAGGGCACCUCCACACGGAAACCUCGACCUGUCUCUCAGCUGGUUGCACAACAGGUUCCUCAGCAAUUUGUGCCCCCUACACAAUCAAAGAAAGAGAAAAAAGACAAAGUAGAAAAGGAAAAAAGUGAAAAGGAAACAACAAGCAAAAAGAACAGUCAUAAGAAAACCAGGCCAAGGUUGAAAAACGUGGAUCGAAGUAGUGCUCAGCAUUUGGAAGUUACCGUUGGAGAUCUGACAGUCAUUAUUACAGACUUUAAGGAGAAGACUAAGUCACCACCUGCUUCCAGUGCUGCUUCUGCAGAUCAACACAGUCAGAGUGGUUCUAGCUCUGACAACACAGAGAGGGGAAUGUCCAGGUCAUCUUCACCCAGAGGAGAAGCAUCGUCACUGAAUGGGGAAUCUCAUUAAAGUUUAUUUCCUCCAGUUUCAUUAGUCUCUUCAAAACAUGCAAAUACGUAAGUUCUGUCACCACAUUUUCAUGACAGAUGAGUCAUACAUAAUUAAUAUGUUGACUGGAACAUGAUGCAGUUUA